Molecule: messenger RNA, 330 nt
Organism: Chondrus crispus (carragheen)
Lineage: Eukaryota; Rhodophyta; Florideophyceae; Gigartinales; Gigartinaceae
Exons: 1
Coding region: 1-330 (109 amino acids)
Source: RefSeq, a predicted model, not a curated record
AUGGAUUCGGGUAAGGGGGUAAGGAAAGUCGGCUACUCUGCCUUUAAUGGAAACAGAGUAUCGCUAGCGUACAGGUGGGUGUUUUCGAUUAACAUCGAGUCGACGUUCGCCACUGGUGUCGGAGACUCGCGCGCAACUCUGCCGUCCCGCUCCGUCCUCCUUUUCCCCUGUCUUCCUCUCCAGCUAAAGGAGAAGGCCAUCGAGGCGAUGACGAAACGCACUACUGUACACGUGUUACUGUUGUCAUAUACAUUAAUAAUAUCCAAAAAUAUCAAAAAUAUGCAGUACAGUGAUUCCUUGAUAAAAGAAAGAGAAGAAAUUCUCCAAUAA